This is a messenger RNA of Ceratina calcarata, 1770 nucleotides long. Its product is annotated as tubulin glycylase 3A-like. Gene Ontology annotation, cellular component: microtubule cytoskeleton; axoneme. Gene Ontology annotation, biological process: protein polyglycylation; cilium assembly; cilium movement. The transcript has 10 exons. Gene Ontology annotation, molecular function: protein-glycine ligase activity, initiating. Lineage: Eukaryota; Metazoa; Arthropoda; Insecta; Hymenoptera; Apidae. The record is from RefSeq and is a predicted model, not a curated record. Bases 1 to 1770 code for a protein of 589 amino acids.
AUGAUCACCAACGUAGAACCAGUACAAACCGCGAACGUUGAGAUCCUUUGCAAUCGCGAUGAUCUCGACGAGUUACUCGAAGAGGAUGAAAAGGAGAACGAGAACACUUAUGGCAGGAUCAUCCUCAGGGAAUACUUAAGAUUACUAACUAACAAGGAAGCGAAGAUCAAUUUCAUCCUGAAAGUUCUGCAAAAGGCAGUGAAUGAACAUAAAAUUUUUGUAAUUUACGGCACUUUUCCGGUGCUAAGAAAGCCUCUAGGAAGGAGAGGCUGGAUAGAGAAAAGAUUUAUUAGAAAAAUGCUUUCGAUGUCGCCGGAAAUCUCCGAAGCUGGUUUGGAAACCAUCGAGAAAUUAUUGCGACAUCCUGCAAACUUUAUAUGGUACACUAAUAAAAGAGUGGCCGUCAGAACAGACGAGAGAACCGUAAUUAAUAAAUUCACUGGAUGCUAUUUCACAUCAAAGGUCGAUAUGUGCAAUAAUUUAGAAAAUAUUUCUUGGUUUUACGAAGAUGGUGUGUCAAACAUACAAUUUCCACGAUGCUACAAUGUUUAUCAGACUUCACAAAUAGACGAAUUCGUACAAGAUUUUUACAUCACAGCGUCAAUGGGACUUCUCAAGUGGUUUUUAUUCGUAGCUAGUGUCGCUGGAUCAAACGCUGUUUGGUCCCCAAACGGCACUGUCCCCAUAAGAGCAUUUUUGUUUGCCCUCGAGCGAUGCGCGGAAUAUAUAAGUAUCUGUUCUCAUGAAGAUAUUGACGGCCAAAUAUAUAAAGACGUAACUAUUUCUGAUUGGAAUGAAUUUCUGUCGUGGUACGAACAAAUUUUGCAAAGACGUGAAGUGUUAGAGAAAAAGGAAGGAAUACAGAUUGAAGAGCUUUUGCGAUUUGCCGCUAAGACUGUGCAAGAAAUGGCACAAUAUCGGCCUCAAAGUCGGAUUGAUGGUAUGCGAAAUGUCUGGAUACUCAAACCAGGCGACAAAAGUUUGGGUAGAGGUAUAAUUCUUAAGGAUACGUUGCACGACAUUCUAAAUAAGAUACAUCAGGCUACUAAAGAAUGUAUGCAAUAUGUCGUGCAGAAAUAUAUAGAACGGCCUCUGCUCGUUCAUAAAACGAAAGUUGACGUUAGACAAUGGUUUUUAAUAACCAGCACACAACCUCUUAUAGUUUGGAUGUACAGGGAUGUUCUUAUUCGUUUCGCGUCAAGAGAUUUUACUCUUGAUAACUUCCACGAAUCGAUCCACUUGUGCAACACAACCGUACAAAUGAAGUAUAGGAAAACAUUAAGACAGAACGCGCAAAUACCUAGUGAACUUCACUGGAAUCUUCAAAAAUUCAAGGAAUAUCUAAGAGCUACCGACCGAGAAUUGGCAUGGGAGAGACUCAUUAAGCCAGGUAUAAAGCAAAAUUUAAUUGGCGCACUUCUGGCGUCCCAAGAAAAUAUGGUCAAUCGGAAAAAUAGCUUUCAAUUGUACGGUGCUGAUUUUUUAAUAAUGGAUGACUUAUCUGUAUGGUUAAUUGAAAUCAAUACGAAUCCGCGAUUGCAUCCUCCGAGUAGUUCUGUCACAGAUAAACUUUAUCCAGAAGUAAUAGAGGAUACUAUAAAAGUGGUCUUAGAUCGACGUAAAAACAAGAAAACUAUUCGCGGAAAAUUCGAAUGCAUCUUUAAACAACGCAAUCCAUUUUACGGAAACGUAUUAGGUAAAGGGGUGAGCCUUGGGAUUCGUGGUAAAGCCAUACAACCAUCGUCACAUUCGCCUCAGCGAAAAUCGUGA